AUAAGCUUAAUUUUUUCUAAUAAAGAUGGGAUUUUCAAUUUAUUUUCUUUGCUAAUAGAAUGAUUAAGAUUUGAUUUUCCGACUGAGAUUUGAUGGGAUAUGUUGGUAAUUGGACACCAUAGAAAAUUUCGACCUAUUAUUUUUAUUAUUAAUCAUAAAGUGAUAAAUAUUAUUUGUAUCACCAAGAAAAGACUCAAAAUUGUAUUGGGAUUGCUCCUCCCUCUGCUUCAAUUGACUUUCUCAUAGGUGGUAGUUGACCAGGGAGAGUGUUUUUCUCUCAAUUCCCAGAUCAAAUCCCACAAAGAAAGAUGAUUUUUGUAGGUGGGUCGGUGGUGGAUCCAUCUGAGACUCGAUCAUCUCCGUCUCAGGCAGGUGAUCUUCUGAUGGCCUUGUGGGAACACCCUGUUCUGGUAUCUUCUUCACAUUCAUUCAAAGCUAUCCCAGAGAGGAAGUUUUCAGUUUCCGAGCAGGCUGGUUCAGAGGGAUCAAGUCAGAGCAAAUGUGUUUACGUGUUCCAGAGAGAGUAUGCAACUGUUGACCCUGAGCUCGUGGAUUUGGUUGGCACCGAUGAAGCAACAACUUGUGUGGGCAUUGUGAUCCGAAACCGAAAAUCUGGAAUGAUCUCUGUUGCCCAUAUGGAUUCUCCCACUGUUGUUGAUGGAGGCCUCACCCAGAUGUUAUCACUUGUUCACAAUCACGGCUUUGAUGCCGAGUUGGAUGUGCAUCUUAUUGGUGGUUUCGACGAUUCCUCACCUAAACAGGCCAGCCAUAAAACUAGAUCAAAAAGGCAGGAAAAAUGGGAUGGUUAUUCCCUUCCUUUGUGCAUCAAAAUUAUUGAUGCUUUGUGGAGAAGCCGAGAAAAUUUUCACAUUCAAACUCUGUGUGUUCUUGGGCACAACACCAGAAGGGAUUCUGAAGGAAAUGGAUACCCCAUUUUCAAUGGGUUCUUGGCAGAAACUUCCACCGGGCGGAUCCUCCCAGCAAGCUUUGACAGAACUACCAGAUGCCCAGAAGAAAUCGUCCGGCGGAUUCGAGUGUCUGUCUCCUACGAGGAUCCCAGUUGGGAUGGCCGGUUACUUGAGACAUAUGAUACUCGGACCGACCAAUUCAAAAUUGCGCCCUGCACCUGGACCAUGCGCCAGUUACAUAUUGCUAUGACACUACAACAUCUUUCUGAUUCAGAAAUUCUCCAGACAUGCUCGACUUCACCUUCUGCAGAGGCCCCGGAUUUCUUGGACAAUAUCAGAAGGUGUUGGGACUACUUGAUUCAUCGACCAGACUGGAGGGAGACCUUUCCCAUGAAGCAGCCUCGCGUAUUCAAGAGGACUGCAGGAGGCUGGGCAAGAUGCACACAGGGUUCUUCCAUAAACCACCCUGCUCGGGUUGAUUACUUGGUAAAUUAAUUUCCAUGGCAGGAAGACAUUAGGGCUAAGUGCAACUGGUUUCAUCGUACACAACAGCUUGAGCAGAGAUGGCACUGAGAUUUGGUUGUUCACUAAUAGGUCUUACUUCUUGGCAUCAACUUUGCCAAGGGAAAAUUCGACUUGUUGGGUCGUUGUACUCGUUAUUCCCACUCCGACUAAGUUAACAUAUUUAAUUGAAAACCUAUUUAAAAAAACUGUUUUUGGGGAAAUGUUUGGAACGGUUUCAAAAAUACGACUAAAAUUUUGAAUUAUUUAAACACAUGUCCCAAAGCAUGCUGAUACAAAAAUCAAAACUUUUACUAAAUCCUGUGAGUUUCAUUCAUGGGGUCCUCAACCUCAAACCACCACCUACACCAAAAGAGAAAACAAAGGCACAAAGGCGCAUAAUGGACAUGGCUAUAAGGUUAUGAGGGUAAGAAUAAAACAGAAUCCAACCAAGAAUGGAGUGGAGAGGUGCUUGGGAAUGUGCGGGAGUGAAGCUCCUCUCUGCUCCAAAACGGGAGGGAUAUGCAACCAAUCUGAUUGGUCCAUUGAAGAUCCGUGGCCAUCCAAAUGCCAAACAUCCGAACCACUAGCAUACAAAAAUCCUCAUCAUCCCAAGCAUGUAUGCGUCCAAAAUAUCAUCCAUGCCUAAAUCUCUUUUAUGUGCCCAUUGUAUGGGGAAGAUUAAUUAAUUUAGCAAAUGAAUGAUUAAUUUAGCAAGCAUGUUAUGUCACAAUAUCUCACUGGAGGAAAGAGGGGCCGAUAGAACAGAAACCAAACUAUCAUACCAUAUUGUUGAGAAAUACCUCAUCUCUUUCUUGAAGGUGAUGAAAUAGUUUAAAGGAAAUGCAAAUACCUAAGCCACUGGCUUCCGCAACUCAUUAGCUCCAUGAGCGAAAUGGCAUCUGUCUCCAAAGGUGCAUGAACCCUUGGCAAAGUUGUCACACAUCUUUGUCUUGAAAUUGUUUGCUGAAGCGGCUGAACCUGUAGGAUUUUUAGCGUGACCUGCGGCAGAGCCAAUGUUGAAGAUGAGUUCCCGUACCAUUGCACUAGCCUGUUUGAUCUGAUCAAAGGUUCCUUCGAGUUCAAUGUUUCGUUGAUUUGGGUCUGAUUCAUGCUCCUUUAUGGAAAGCUUGACACCAGUGAGGCGACAAAUCUGCUUUGAGUUUACCCCACCUUUUCCAAUGAUGGCUCCUGCAAGAGAUGCAUCCACACUGAUCUUGGCAGUAGCUGAUGCACCAAAGCUGGCUGCAGCAGCCAGGCCUGGUGGCGGUGCCUCAAGCCGUCCAGCUAACCUGCCACCCAUUGGUCCCAUUGCUCUGGGAUCUUCAUGGGUUGGGACAAUUGGCCUGCCAAGCUCCAAUUCACCAUGAGCAAAAUGGCAUUUGUCACCAAACUUACAUCCCUCUGGAGUGUUGAAUUUGUUGCAGAUCCGAGUUUUGACAGUAGGAGGGCCAUCAGGAAUUGUUGGUGGGGCCAUGGGAUUUCUCGCAAUGGGAGGCAUAGCAGGAUUUCCACCCAGGUUUGUCAUCUGUGUCACUGCACUAUAGCCACCAGGAACGUAAUGCAGGAAGUGACAUCCCUCACCAAACGGGCAUCCAGAAGUGCUG
Messenger RNA from Vitis vinifera (wine grape), 3016 nucleotides. Its product is annotated as protein N-terminal asparagine amidohydrolase. Gene Ontology annotation, biological process: ubiquitin-dependent protein catabolic process. Lineage: Eukaryota; Viridiplantae; Streptophyta; Magnoliopsida; Vitales; Vitaceae. Gene Ontology annotation, molecular function: protein-N-terminal asparagine amidohydrolase activity. The record is from RefSeq and is a predicted model, not a curated record. Gene Ontology annotation, cellular component: nucleus. The transcript has 9 exons. The coding region runs from base 309 to 1403 and encodes 364 amino acids.